UGCUCCGAAUCUAUUCCGACUCUGGGUCCGGUUCCACUCCAUGGUGACUCCGGGAUUCUAGAAGGUUUCAUUCGAUUUUGGAUUUUUCAACACCGCAGAUAGGCACGGAGUUAAAGACAAAGCGAUGACAAAUGCGAUCCAUGUACCGAGGCAGAGAAUAAGCAAUCUGAAUAACUAUACCUACUCCGUCUGAGAAAUGGGGCUCCUCAGUGGGGCUACAUUGUGUAUAUAAAGCUCAUAAGUACGAACUAUGAGGUAUCUAGUUCUUGCAUGAAUCAUACAGUCAACUACUAAACCACCAACACCAUGGCUUCCACCGAAGUGAACGUGACAGUCGUUGCUUAUCCCCAGCCCAACAAGGUCGACGAGGUCGCCACCCUGUGGAGUGAGCUUUCCCGUCAGGUACAGGCUAACGAGCCCGAUACUCUAUUCUACUAUGCCUAUAUCAACCAAGAUCGGACCGCCGUUGUGGUUGUCGAGAGAUACCGCAACCAGGAAGCCCUUGUGAAGCACAGUCAGACACCUUACUAUCAAGCAUUCAUGGCCAAGGCGGGGGGGUUGAUGGCCAAGCCUCUUGAGAUCCAGCUAGGUGGCGGUCAAUUGCCUGAGUCAACCAAGAUCUCCCGACUGUAGAUAUGGGGGACGGAUGACUGUGUAUAAAGAAUCAUGUACUAUACAGUACAUGAAGUCAGAUUGAGUAAUUCUGAGCCAAAUGAUAAUAUGACCUCACUUCGGACUUUGCUUUGAUAGUGCCGCAUGGGUGGGUGCAGGCAG
Molecule: messenger RNA, 774 nt
Organism: Aspergillus saccharolyticus JOP 1030-1
Lineage: Eukaryota; Fungi; Ascomycota; Eurotiomycetes; Eurotiales; Aspergillaceae
Product: putative quinol monooxygenase
Exons: 3
Coding region: 307-633 (108 amino acids)
Source: RefSeq, a predicted model, not a curated record